UCCAUCUUCUCAUAAUACAUAUUUAAAAACACAGACACGCACUAAAUACUGCGGCCUACACCAUGAGAAUUUUACGUCUAUUAUUCUUCCUUACCGCCGCCGUCUUUCUCACGGCGUACGCCGCCGAGGAACCGGCACCCGCCCCUUCGGCGGCGGCCGAGUUCAUCCGUACGAGCUGCGAGACCACACUGUACCCGGAGGUCUGCUACAGCUCGCUCUCCGGCUACGCCAAUGCCGUACAACAAGACCCGGCCCGACUCGCCGGCGCCGCCAUCGGGGUCAGCCUCUCCCGCGCCGCCGGCAUGGCCAUCUACCUCGCGAACCUCUCCCGCCAGGCGUACUUCGGCGGCGGCGGCGACCCACGCGCGGCGGCAGCCCUCCGCGACUGCUUCAGCGUGUUCGGCGACGCGGUGAGCCAGAUACGCGGCUCCAUGAAGCAGAUGCGGCGGGUGCCGGCGGCUGGCGGCGGCGGGGGCGGGGGAGAGGAGCUGAGGUUCCAGAUGAGCAACGUGCAGACGUGGAUGAGCGCGGCGCUGACGAACGAGGACACGUGUACGGACGGAUUGCAGGAGGUGGCGGACGGUCCGAUGAAGAGUGACGUGUGCGAUCGGACGGUGGAGGUGAAGAAGGUGACGAGCAACGCGCUGGCGCUGGUGAAUAGUUAUGUUGAUAAGAUUACCUCCCCGUGAAACAAAUUAAAUAUUUAAUUUACGAGAAUAUAUUAUUUUUUUUUUUAUAAUUAUAAGAAAAUUGAUUGGUUUAGAUUAAUUAAUUUUUAUUAUUGGUACAAAAAUGUGCGGUGUCGAUCGUAGUGUAUAUAGUUGGUGAAAAGGGGAUAUAAAGAGUACUGAAAAGUUUGGAGUGGGGGUGGUUUGUAUGUUUUUGUUAUCUUUUUGUAUUUGUGUACUUAAUUUAUUAAUUAUGGAUUAUCUAUAUAAUAUAAUAUGGAGUUUUUGUAGUUUA
This is a messenger RNA of Erythranthe guttata (spotted monkey flower), 963 nucleotides long. RefSeq names its product pectinesterase inhibitor 11. NCBI's taxonomy places the organism in Eukaryota, Viridiplantae, Streptophyta, Magnoliopsida, Lamiales, Phrymaceae. Gene Ontology annotation, molecular function: enzyme inhibitor activity. The record is from RefSeq and is a predicted model, not a curated record. Gene Ontology annotation, biological process: negative regulation of catalytic activity.